Eremothecium gossypii ATCC 10895 is the source of this 966-nucleotide messenger RNA. It is a transcript of the gene RFC4, whose product is annotated as replication factor C subunit 4. The transcript has a single exon. The record is from RefSeq and is marked provisional. Gene Ontology annotation, biological process: DNA repair; DNA-templated DNA replication. NCBI's taxonomy places the organism in Eukaryota, Fungi, Ascomycota, Saccharomycetes, Saccharomycetales, Saccharomycetaceae. The coding region runs from base 1 to 966 and encodes 321 amino acids. Gene Ontology annotation, molecular function: DNA clamp loader activity; ATP binding; ATP hydrolysis activity. Gene Ontology annotation, cellular component: Elg1 RFC-like complex; nucleus; Ctf18 RFC-like complex.
AUGACGUCCUUAGCAACUAAACUCGAGCUUCCAUGGGUUGAGAAGUACCGGCCGAAGCUGCUGAAAGAUGUUGUGGGAAACGAUGAAACGGUGGAGCGCCUGCAACAGAUUGCCAGGGAUGGAAAUAUGCCACACAUGAUCAUCUCCGGGCUGCCCGGUAUUGGGAAAACCACAUCGAUCCACUGCCUGGCGCACGAGCUGCUAGGGGACGCAUACUCACAGGCCGUGCUGGAACUGAAUGCAUCGGACGACCGUGGUAUCGACGUCGUGAGAAACCAGAUCAAGCAGUUUGCGCAAAAGAAGUGCACGUUGCCACCCGGCAAGCACAAAAUUAUCAUUCUGGAUGAGGCAGACUCCAUGACCAGCGGCGCGCAGCAGGCGCUGCGGCGGACGAUGGAAUUGUACUCCAAUACCACGAGAUUUGCGUUUGCAUGCAACCAGUCGAACAAAAUUAUCGAGCCCCUCCAGUCGAGAUGUGCGAUCCUGCGCUACUCCAAGCUGUCUGACGAGCAAGUGCUGAAGCGCCUCUUUGAAAUAAUCAAGGCGGAAAACGUACAGUACACCAAUGAUGGUCUGGAGGCGCUGAUAUUCACUGCGGAAGGUGACAUGCGGCAGGCCAUCAACAAUCUGCAGAGCACCGUGGCGGGCUUCACGUUAGUGAACGGCGACAACGUUUUUAAGAUAGUGGACUCGCCGCAUCCCCUGGUCAUCAAGAAAAUGCUGCUAUCUGCUACUCUUGAUGAGUCGCUCAAUUACUUACGCGAAUUGUGGGGCAAAGGGUACUCGGCGGUGGACAUAAUCACUACAUGUUUCCGUGUCAUGAAGAACUUGACAGAGAUUAAAGAACCCCUGCGGCUGGAGAUGAUUAAAGAAAUAGGAUUCACGCACAUGAGGAUUUUGGAAGGUGUGGGUACCUACCUGCAGCUCUGCGGCGCCUUGGCGCGAAUCCAUCAGCUGAAGACUUAG